This is a messenger RNA of Drosophila rhopaloa, 1118 nucleotides long. RefSeq names its product transcription termination factor 3, mitochondrial (gene mTerf3). NCBI's taxonomy places the organism in Eukaryota, Metazoa, Arthropoda, Insecta, Diptera, Drosophilidae. Gene Ontology annotation, biological process: regulation of DNA-templated transcription; mitochondrial ribosome assembly. The transcript has 2 exons. Gene Ontology annotation, cellular component: mitochondrion. The record is from RefSeq and is a predicted model, not a curated record. Bases 27 to 1094 code for a protein of 355 amino acids. Gene Ontology annotation, molecular function: double-stranded DNA binding.
UUGCGUAGUCUGGCAACGCCGCCAACAUGUUUUCCUCAGUAAUACGUAAGAUUCUGAAAAAUUCACAAAAUGCGGCCAAAUAUACGGCAAUUACACCACACUUACGGAAUCUACGAGGACAACGAACCAACCAAAACGAGGUAGAUGUGUUUAGACCACCGGAUAUACCCACCAAACAGAAUGACAAGGAAACUGAGCCGGUAUCCCAAAAAACUUCUACAGCAGAAGUGGCUCUGGAUUUCGGCAAACGGGAGGCCCAUGUGCCCUCCUUUAAUUUGGCAGCCUAUGUGAAUAACUCCAACACCCUGCAGCAGUUCAUAAGCUUGGGAGUUGAUCUGCAUAGUAUAGAAAAGAGGAAGGGAUUGGGGGAGUUCGUACUCAAGCUGGAUUUCGAGAAGAAUGUAAAACCCCAUAUAACUUUCCUAGUGGAUCAAGGAAUUUCACCCGAUGACUUUGGAAGGAUGUUCACCAAGAACCCUCUGCUGUUUAAGGAAGAUCUUGAGGAUCUGCAGACCCGUGUGGAGUACCUGAAAAGCAAAAGAUUCUCCGAUGAAGCCCGGCAAAGGAUUUUCACGCACAAUCCUUAUUGGCUGAUGUUCUCCACAAGGCGAGUAGAUCGUCGAUUGGGUUACUUCCAAAAGGAAUUCCGAUUGAGUGGCCAUGAUCUUCGCCUGCUGGCCACCAGGGAACCUAAUGUUAUUACCUACAACAUGGAGCAUCUGCGGAAGUCUGUUUUCACCCUCAAGGAGGAAAUGGGAUUUAAUGCGAAGGAGCUAAGUGCUUUGGUGGUUCGCAAACCCCGAUUAAUGAUGAUUUCUCCCGAUGAUCUUGUCGAGCGGUUCAGCUACAUUCACCAGGAUAUGGGCCUUUCUCAUGCCCAGAUUGUCCAGUGCCCGGAGCUGCUGGCAUCGCGGGAAUUUCGUUUACGGGAACGCCAUGAGUUUCUCAAGUUACUGGGUCGAGCUCAGUACGAUCCUCAGAAAGAUCUGUAUAUUUCACCCAAGACAAUUGUUGAAGGAAAUAACUUUUAUUUCGUGCGAAAUGUGGCUAAAAGUGAUUUGGAAACGUUCGACCUCUUUUUAAAAACGAGAUAAAAAUAAAAUAGGUUUUGAAUAUUU